AUGGACCAUCCCGACCUGAGCUGCCCGGGCAGCAUUCAGGAAUCCCAGGAACAGAGCCGCGUAGUGAAUGGCCCUGUUCCUGUUCCAGAAGUUGUUGUGUCAUCACCAGCACAAGCCUCGGAUAGCACUGAAGACAACGACAUUGAAGUCGAUGUGAAUCAGGACGACGCCUGCUCGGUCCUCCAGCCGGCCAUCUCCCUGUCGGCGACUCGUCUUACGGCAUCAUGCACACCUGCUGCAGACAAGCUUGCCGCUCUGGCAAAGCAUGAUGCCAGGAAUGAGGCCGAGGCGAGCCCUCCAUCCAGCCCAGUAGGGAAACCCAACAGGUUCUCCUGGUCGGAUGUCUCGGGACGUCCAAAGCGGUCGUCAACUGUGCCCCUGCCGACAGGUCCAGCGAUCCCGAUCCCAGGGAAGCUUCAGCUCUCCUCAACCGCGGCCGAGCCGGGCCGGUUCAUGUCGUCCAUGUCGGCAGCCUUGCAGUCCCGGUCGAAGCAUAGGCGAACGCAGUCAGCUGGCGAGAGUGCAUUGAAGAGGUUGUCGAAGGCAUUGCCGUCGCUGUCAUUUCCUACGCAUUUGAAGCCGAGCAGCCCAACGUCGAAGUCCACUUCCUCUUCAUCGUUGUCAUUGAACAAUGCUUCGGGGCGCAAGAAUGCUCAGGAGUCGGAAGAGCAGGAGCAGGAGCCGAGUGGGACUCUGCACCGCUCCGCGUCGGACGAGUCGUUGGUGUAUCAGACCCUGUCAAGGGUUACGUCGUAUGGAGAGGAUGAGCGGUUUGCGCAUGUGAGGGAGCAAGUGAACGUGAGGGUGAAGGCAAUCAUGGAUACGUUUGAGGGAGCUUCGUUCCGGUUGCCUCAGAUGUCGAGUAUCCUCAACGCUCCCUUGAAGCGCGACUCCCAACCAGGAGUGCGCCGCGCAAGUUCCUUGCCAACUCCCUCCCGGACACCAAAAGGUACCCUCGACGAGGUCCUCGAGGACCUCACUGGUGACGUGGUCAUCUUAGGUGGCUACCGUGGUUCGAUCUUACGCUCAGCCAAACCUCCACAUCGCAGGCUCUGGGUUCCCGUGAAGGUCCAACUCGGCGUGCGCAAAGUCAAUCUUGAGGUCGGACUCGACGAUGUGGAUGAGGAGAACAUGACGCAACAUAUUAUUCCCGACGGCAUGCUGCAGCAUAUUGGGCCCGUCGAUAUUGCUAGGCGGUUGUUUAAGCGGCUCAGGGAGAGCCCGAAUGCAAAGGAGGGGAAGCUGAGGGUACAUGAUUAUGGGUAUGAUUGGCGGCUGAGCCCGCAUCGAUUAUCGAAGCAGCUUGUUGAGUUCUUGGAAAAGUUGCCGUGCAACUCGGAUCCGACGCUCCCUAAAGAGAAGAAGGGUGCUUUGGUGAUUGCGCACAGCUUGGGCGGCUUGAUCGUCCGGCACGCGGUCAACCAGAGGCCGGAGCUGUUUUCAGGUGUUGUGUACGCCGGCACGCCGCAGCGGUGUAUUAACAUCCUGGGCCCGCUGCGUAACGGGGAUCCAGUGCUGCUGAAUGAGAAGCUGCUGACGGCGCAGGUGAACUUUUCGUUGCGCACGACGUUUGUCUUCCUCCCUGAAGACGGGUUCUGCUUCGUGGAUAAGCACACCAAGGAAGAGUAUCGGGUCGACUUUUACAACGUGGACGAUUGGAUCCGGUAUAGGUUCUGUCCUUGCGUGUCAGAUCCGCCGCUGCCGCCACUGUCCAGGAGCACGACCCUGGGGUCGCUAUUGAGUUUGUCGGAUUCGUUGUCAAGCUUGCCGCUGAGGAAGAAUGGAGGUACCAACAGCCACGGCAAGCACAAAUCUGACUCUCACCACAAAUCCAGCUCCCGGCCUACCUCGAUGAUAUUCGAUUCCAACCACAACCACACCACGUCCAGCAGCAACCAUAGUGGCAAGUCUCCCUCCCGCGAGCAAGCCCUGGAUUAUCUGCGCCGGGUACUCUCCCGGACGCGCCAAUUCCGCCAAGAACUCACUCAUAACUCUUCCCACCAAUCCGCCAAUCUCUAUCCUCCACACGCAGUCAUUUAUUCAAAAUCCCUUCCGACAACCUACGCAGCCCAGGUCGCCUCUCGCGAAGCCAUCGCUCACGCCGAUGCGUACGAUGAUCUGCUUUUUAAGUCAGGAGAUGGAGUUGUGUUGGCUAAAGAGUCGAUGCUGCCCGAGGGGUAUAAGCUUGCCAAGGGUGGCAAGGUACAAACGGAUAGGGGGCAUAUUGGGUUGUUGGGGGAUUUAGAGGCUGUGGGCUGGGCGCUGAAGGCUGUGGUUAGGGGGAGGAAGAUGGGCGUUGGGCUGGGGUUGGAUGGUGUGAAGGCUGUAAAUGGGGCGUAA
Molecule: messenger RNA, 2340 nt
Organism: Thermochaetoides thermophila DSM 1495
Lineage: Eukaryota; Fungi; Ascomycota; Sordariomycetes; Sordariales; Chaetomiaceae
Product: phosphatidylcholine-sterol O-acyltransferase-like protein
Exons: 2
Coding region: 1-2340 (779 amino acids)
Biological process (GO): lipid metabolic process
Molecular function (GO): triacylglycerol lipase activity
Source: RefSeq, a predicted model, not a curated record